Molecule: messenger RNA, 2667 nt
Organism: Suillus clintonianus
Lineage: Eukaryota; Fungi; Basidiomycota; Agaricomycetes; Boletales; Suillaceae
Product: nucleoporin autopeptidase-domain-containing protein
Exons: 5
Coding region: 231-2462 (743 amino acids)
Biological process (GO): protein import into nucleus; RNA export from nucleus; post-transcriptional tethering of RNA polymerase II gene DNA at nuclear periphery
Cellular component (GO): nuclear pore; nuclear pore cytoplasmic filaments
Molecular function (GO): structural constituent of nuclear pore
Source: RefSeq, a predicted model, not a curated record
ACAUCAAAUCCUCCGUACAGCUCGUUCGGUGAAAAGGACCCAACAUCAUCACAUACCCUGCAAUAUCAAACAAUAACAGCUAUGCCCGCCUAUCGAGGGACGUCGCUCGAGACUAUCAACAGGGACGGAAGACUGCAGGGGCAUUCGGCCAGCCAUCCUUUGGUGGUACAACCGCUACCCAACCAACAAAUUUGUUCGGAGGCGCACCUGCGCAACCUGCCAGUACAUCCAUGUUCGGUGGUGGCGCCGGCACUGGGACAGGCGCGUUCGGAGCCACAGGAACAACAGGCAAUCCUGGUACUGGCUUUGGAUCUUUCGCACAACCCCAGCCCGCACAACCGUCGACAGCUACCGGCGCGGGAUUAUUUGGGUCAGCCUUUAGUCAGCCUCAACAGCAGCAGCAGCAGCAGCAGCAGCAGCAACAACAACAACAACAACAACAACCUUCAGCCUUCAGUUCGUUCGGGCAGCCGCAGCAGCCACCCGCAACUGGGACUAGCAUCUUUGGUGGCGGUGGUGCAUUUGCGCAGCAAAACAAGCCCGUCACCGGCUUCGGGAGUGGCGGCACCUUUGGGACAACAACAGGAGGCGCGUUCGGUUCUACCCCAACCUUUGGACAGCCAGCCAGCCAGCCCGCUGCAGGCACCGCAGGCAUUUUUGGCCAGCCUCAACAGCAGCAGCAACCCGCAACUGGGAACACAUUCAGUAGUUUUGGUCCAAACACGGCUGCCAAACCAUCGAUUUUCGGUCAGCCUGCUCAAAGUGGCACGACAUCUACCGGCUUUGGCACAUUUGGCAAUCAACAGCAGCAACAGCAGCAACCUCAGACGCAACCUCAGCAGCCACAAACCGGUAGUAUAUUCGGCAACACGGGUGGUAGUAUAUUUGGCCAGCCCCAGCAGCAGCAACCUCAACAGUCUGGGUUAUUUGGACCCACCGCGGCCCAACCUCAAGGUGGCUUAUUUGGAGGUCCGACAACUGGUGGAGGUUUAUUUGGGAAUGUCCAACAAAACCAGCAGCAGGCCCAACAGCCCGCUCAAGCAGGCGGGCUUUUUGGGCCCAAACCAGCCACUGGCGGGGGUCUGUUUGGAAAUACAUUCGGUCAGGCGGGCACGACGGGAACAGCCGGCACGCAACCCCAAACGAAUAUCUUCGGGCAGCCUGCAGGUCAAGCAACGGGCCAGCAAUCAGCAGCUGGGACGAACGCGUUCGGUGCAUCUUUGUUUGGUCCAAAACCCGCUGCACCGGGGCUUGGCACGUCGACAUCAACAGGUGGCACUUCAUUAUUUGGAAAUGGACAAUCAUUGUCUAGUCUAAACGCUUCCACUACUGUUCCUGGAGCACAGGGCACUCUGUACGCCUCCAUUGCCGAACCUCUUUCUCAGAACCUACCAAUCUUCUCGAUGCUCCCUCCUGGCCCGCGUGCCGUAGACCUCGACCAGCAACCCAAAAAGAAACCCGGCUUUUUCGUCGAUGUCCCUACACGCUCGCCUGUCCCGUAUCUGCAGCUCGGUUAUACCCCCGCUAACUCGAAGCUGCGUGGCUUUGCGACAUCGACGUCGGGGAGCGCGCUUGGGUCCAGCACAAGUCCCUUCGCAACUUCACUGACGAAUGGGAAGUCCAAUGCGUUGGCACUUAGUCGCCUCGAUGGGAAGGGUCCUGAUGGAUUGUUGGGGCGAAGCUCUACUCCAUCUCUAGGAAGUGGUGGGCGUCAAAGCGUGAAGAAACUGAUACUGGACAAGAAAGUUGAGGCUGCAGACCUCUUCAGUCAAUCUGGUUCGCGUGCCAGUCCCAACAAAGUGACGUUCAGUCCUGCCCUCAGCCAGGCUGCACGCGAGAAGGAAGUUGCGAGAGAGAAAGAAGCUGCCGCCAGUGCAACAUCUGCCGCUCCUCAAGUGGAGACUCCAACGCCUAUUGUUCGCAAAGUUCCGGGUCGGUUCUCUGCACAGAGCACCAUUAACGUGUUGGGCUCCCAACCAACUUCACCUGCAAAAGAGCCUCCAGCGCCCGCAGCAUUGCAGCAUGGUAGUUACUGGGUGAAACCCGCCCUACCGACCCUCAUCAACCUCGGUUACGAAGACCUAGUGGCAUUCAAAGACCUUGUCGUUGGGCGCGUCGGCUAUGGCGAGAUCCAAUUCCUGGAGCCAGUGGACCUCACUAAUCUUACAAGACUUGGCGCUCUCUUAGGCGAGAUCGUCAAGUUCGACGAUAAGGAGUGCAGCGUUUAUCCGGACACUGAUGAUGCAGACAAGCCUACACCGGGCUCAGGGCUCAAUGUUCGCGCGCGUAUCGUCCUUGUCCGAUGCUGGGCGACGGAUAAGGCGACUCGUGAACCCAUCAAGGAUGAGAAAGAUCCUGGUGCAGUCAAGCACCUGAAGCGGCUGAAGACGAUCAAGGACACCCACUUCGAGGGCUUUGACAUUCGGGAGGGAAAAUGGACAUUCAGUGUGGAUCAUUUCUGAGCGUGGCUUUCGUGUCUCAUGAGGUGUUGGUUCUCCGUUGGCAUACCUGUGCAGUGCAGUAGCAUUCCUUUUCCAUAUCUCAAGUGUUCUCUACGCCAAAAUUGCUGUCAUUAGUUUAGGUGUAGUCAGGAAUACUUUGUACGCAAGUAGAUAGCUUUGAAUAAUAACAAACAACAGAAGCAGACGAUGAUGAUGUCAUUUUGCG